GCUUCCCCCGCGGACAUGAGCGGAGCCGGGGCGGCCGCGGGGCCGCCGGGAUGGCAGCGGGGCAGCGGGCUGCUGCCGGCCGAGGAUCCGCGCGGCGCCGCACCUGUGGAUUUCCUGCAGGAGCUGCCCAGCUGGUCGGCGCGGCGGCGGCGCGGCGGGACCCGGGAGCGCCGGGCGGCCCCGCACGGACCCGCCGCCACCCAGCCCUGGGCGCUGGAGCAGGAGGGAGGCGAGCUGGCUGCGCGCCCUGCCAGGGAGUACCCGCUGAGCAUCGCGGAGAAGAGGAGAUUAAGGGACUCUCAGCAGGCUGAUAUAAAAUAUUUAUCUAAAUGGAAGAAGUGGAAAAAAGCUAGCAGUAAAUCAUUGAAAAAAGUCCUCAGUGAAGCCAAGGGGUUGUCAUCUUAUUUGGUGCUUUGGCGACGUGAUAUUCACAGCAUUGAAGGGACAUUUGGUACUGGUAUCCAGUCCUACUUCUCCUUCCUGCGUUUUCUGGUCCUGCUGAAUUUUAUAAUUUUUAUCCUAAUGUUCAGUUUUGUUACUCUUCCCACCAUCAUUUCUGACUACGGAAUAUUCAACAGUACCAUUGCUAACAUUUCUCCAAAGAACAUAGAGUAUAACUGCACAAUUUAUGAACCUGGUGGUAAUAAGGGACUUGUUUACUUCUAUACUUACCUCCAAGAUUUGCUCAGUGGCACUGGAUUCCUUGAACUGACAAGAUUGUUCUAUGGCUAUUACGCAGUAGAUGCUGUGUGGAUCAGUGUCAUGAGGUACAACUUGCCCCUGGCAUACCUCCUGGCUACAUUUGCCUACCUUGCAUUAAGUCUCCUCUGGAUAAUAAAAAGGUCUGUGGAAGGAUUUAAGCAGAGCUUAGUGCAUAAUGCAGACCCAUUUCAGACUUACUGUAACAAAGUCUUUGCAGGCUGGGACUUCUGCAUUACAGAUCCAAAUGCAGCUCGGCUGAAACAUCGCAGCUUGCGAUACGAGCUCCAGAUGGACUUGGAGGAAGAAAGACUGAAGCAAAAAAUAGCUGACAGGACAAUAAAAGAAAAGCUACGCAUCUACUCUCUGAGAAUAUUUAUAAAUAUAAUUGUUAUUGCCAUUUUAUCAGGAUGUUUUUAUUCUAUUUAUAGAGUAACUGUCUUCUCUCAAGAAAAGUCCAAUGACAUCAGCAAUACGAACUUCGUGGCUAAUCUCUUAGUGCAGUAUUUGCCUUCAAUAGUGAUCACAUUGGCCAACUUCAUUGGUCCUCAGAUCUUCUCAUUUCUGAUCAGAUUUGAAGAUUUUUUACCAGCCUUUGAGAUCACACUGACACUUGUGAGGUGUGUCUUCCUGCGUUUGGCCAAUAUUGGUGUUCUCUUGUUCUCUCUGUGGAGUCAGAUCUCUGACUGUACUGCUGACAAGUGUGAGCCCUGUGGAUACAAUUACAAACUCUAUCCUUGCUGGGAAUCUGACGUUGGACAAGAAAUGUAUAAACUGAUGAUAUUUGAUUUUAUUAUAAUUCUGGCUGUGACCCUGUUUGUGGACUUUCCUAGAAAGUUGUUAGUUACUCACUGCUCCUGCAAGCCACUUCAGUGGUUUGGAUUGCCGGAAUUUAGAAUUUCUGACAAUGUCCUUGAAAUCAUUUAUGGGCAGACUAUUUGCUGGAUUGGAACCUUCUUUUCACCACUUCUCCCUGCAAUAGCAACUGUUAAAUACUUCAUCAUUUUUUACAUUAAAAAGAUCAGUUUGAUACACACACAGAAACCUGCAGAUAAGCCUAUCAGGGCAUCAAGUUCCAAAUUUUUCUUCCUGGCUGUGCUGUUGAUUGGGCUCCUCUUGGCUUUUAUUCCUGUGGGAGUCAGCAUAGCAAGUAUCCCCUCCUCCAAGGCAUGUGGGCCAUUCAGGAAUUUUAACACUUCGUGGGAAAUUGUUCCAGAUACAAUACGUGGAUUUCCAAAAGGCCUGCAGCAGGUCCUUUUUGGCAUGGCAUCAGAAGCCUUUGCAGUGCCUCUUUUUAUGGUCAUUUGCCUCGUUAUGUUCUAUGUUAUGGCCUUGGCUGGAGCGCACAAACGAGUGGUUGAGCGGCUGGAAGAACAACUGGCUUUGGAGAGUCGUGACAAGAUGUUCCUAAUCAGGAAGAUAACAGAAGCUAAGAGGCAACCUUGAAAACCACGAAAGCCAGAAGAGCUUGACUUCCUGAAACUCCCAGAACCACAAGAUAAGAAUAGAAGCGUCUGCAGCACCAAAAAAUUGAGCAUCUGAUUGGCACCCUGGCACUGCAGACUAUGGAAUGUGGAUGCUUGUGGUCUUAGUCUUGAUUAAGGUAGUAGGGCCUGAAGUUUCCAAAACUGGAAAUUCAGCUAAUUUAUACUGUGUGAGACCUGUUCAAAAGACUGUAUGGCAGGACACUUCAUUGCUGCUAUAGUUUCAGGGUUGUUGGGGUUUGUUAAGUCCCUAUUUUUCCAAGGAGUUUGGGUAAAAUGUGAUCAUAACUGAAACUCUUUUGUACUGUUUUUACAAAUUAUGCUCCAAGAAACUUCUUUUAAAACCAAAGCAAAAGAAAGAUGUAGGCAAGUGUUUUGAAACGGCGCAUAGGAGAAGAAAAUACCACAGAUGGGUUUGAAAUCAGUUUUCUAAAUAUUUUUAGAGAUGAGGUUUUUAUAUUUUUCUUUCGCUCUGAAGUAGCAAGUGUCGUUGAACACUGGAUAAUGUCACAAAAUGACUCAGAGAAAACAAUAACUGUGAUAAAAGACCUCUGAAUAAACACUGGGGUGUAGGAAGAAACAGGCAGCCAGGUCAGCAGGAACAGCCCUGCUCAGGCACCAGCUGCUGUGGAGGGGCAUUUUUUUUCCUUUUUCCUUUUUCCCCUCUUUUUAAUGUUUUAAAGCAUUAUUAUUUGUGUUUUAUUCUUGUGUGAGCAUCUUGACCACUGCUCUUUUUGCUCUAAAAUGUGAAUAUUUAAGAGUUAUCGGUUGGUAACACUGUGUGUCACUGCCCCUUAAUUUAACGUUUCUUCUCACUUAUCUGCAUUUCUGGGGCAGUCCCAGGAGGCUACUAAGAGAUUCCUUUAUGCGAAGAUUUGUGUUAAGGAUUUUCUGUACAGAACUGUGUGUAACUCCUUGAAAUCUGCCCUUUAGUUAAAUGUGAGGCACCAUCACUUUCAUGUAACGCUCCGGGAUGUCUUCUGCCUUCAUUUUAAAGAGAUCAGCGUUCAAUAAAUGCUGUAUUUUUUA
Myiozetetes cayanensis is the source of this 3212-nucleotide messenger RNA. RefSeq names its product transmembrane channel like 7 (gene TMC7). The transcript has 16 exons. The record is from RefSeq and is a predicted model, not a curated record. Gene Ontology annotation, cellular component: plasma membrane. NCBI's taxonomy places the organism in Eukaryota, Metazoa, Chordata, Aves, Passeriformes, Tyrannidae. Gene Ontology annotation, molecular function: mechanosensitive monoatomic ion channel activity. Bases 16 to 2145 code for a protein of 709 amino acids.